AUGGGGGUAUGGCACAUCACAGCGCCUGGCACACCGCCGUCCAGGGCGCCGCCAGCGCACCAUGUUUACCAGGAUCAUACGCUGACCUUUUGCAAUCCAUGGGAUAGCGCCGUCAAGCCGAGUGUAGCUGACCUGGUGCAAGGUCUGCAAUGGGGCGAGCGCGGGACGCCGUCGCCCCAGGGCGGGAGCGUGGACGCCACGGAGGCGCACGCGCCUGAUAGCGAUCCAGUGCCCCUGAUGCCGGACCCCAUGCCGACUGAGACGCCUGACUUUGCCUUCGACCCCGGCGCGGCACGGGCCAAAGCAACGUGGCUGGGACAUGCCGGUGUCCUGGUGCAGCUUCCGCCGGUGCCAGGUCUGUCGCGCCCUCUACGCGCCCUCUUCGAUCCUAUUUUUUCUGAGCGCUGCUCGCCGUCGUCAUGGUGGGGCCCGCGACGCGCGUAUGUGGCGCCUUGCCGGGUGGCCGACCUGCCGACGAUUGAUUUCGUGUUCAUCUCACACAACCACUACGACCACCUCGACAUCCCCACGAUCGACCAGCUGUGGACACACUUCUCCGACACGGUGCACUUUUUCGUGCCGCUCAAGAACAAGGCGUGGCUCCUCCAGCUGCCGCUGGGCCUCCCGGCCGACCGGAUCACCGAGCUCGACUGGUGGGACGAGGCGCAGUGCAGGGUGCAGGCGUCCGACGCACAGGUACGCAUUGUGUGUACGCCCGCACAGCAUGGCUCGGGGCGCACGCUGUACGAUGCAGGGCACACGCUAUGGUCGAGCUGGGUGCUGGAGCAUGGGCCCGACAUGUUCCGUGUAUUUUUUGGCGGUGAUUCCGGGUUCUGCAUGCGCAGGGCCGACGAGCCACUGGGCGCCCCGUCGUCCUUCCCUGAACUUCCCGCCUUCCGCGAGAUUGCGCAGCGGAUCGGCGAGCCCGACCUCAGCUUUCUGCCUGUCUCGGUGGGUGCGACGUAUGCCUACGUCAAGAGCUUCGACCCACUGCCAGACUGGCUCAGCCCUGUGCCGCGCCUGCACGAAGGGCUCACGGGCGCCAACCACAUGACGGCCGCGGACGCGGUACGCGUGUUUCAGCAGAUGCACGAGGCACGCGCCGCGCGGCCACCGCUCGCCAUCGCGAUUCACUGGGGCACAUUCGUCGGAGGGCGUGAGGACACGCGACGCUGGCGCAUGUCGGACGCCUUCGCCGCGGCGCUGCGUGCGCGUGUGCCUGACAAUGAGUAUAUAUCGCAUCUGAAGGUGCGCGAGUACGAAGAGGUGGCGCAGGGCGCCGCCACUGCUAGCACACACAAGACGCGGUACAUCCUCCUGAGCGCGUCGCCCAGCCAGCGUCGUGCCUAUGUAUACAAGGCUCGGCGCAAUGUAAAUGGGACCUUUAGUAUUGGUAAGGAAUGGGAUGCUGCGCAGGCCCGCGAGCUGCGUCUCGAGCCGCCCUCGUGGAUGGUUAUCACGUUCUCGCGCGCAUACCGCUGGGAGGUCGAUCCGGCGCAUGAUCCCGUGCCGUUUCUCACGAACCUGGCCAUUGUCGUGUACAAGGUGACCGAAAAUGCGCCGUCCAUUCGUGGGUGGUCGCUCCCGCCGGAGGCUCUCGCGGAGAUGGGCGGCGCGCCAGCGCCGGCCACCCGCGCUCCCGCCGCUGUGCCCAGCCCGACGGUGGCGCCUGCGCCUGCAGUCACAAGGGAGCUGCCUGCCCCAACGCGUGCACCUGACCCAGCUGCGCCUGUGUCUGCGCCUGUGUCUCAGGUCGCGGUCCCUGUAUCGCAGACGACGGCACCUACUGCUGCGCCUGCCAAAGUCACCCCGGCGCGCGUACCUGAGCCAGUGGCUCCUGUGUCUCGAGUGACGGUGCCUGCAUCGCAGUCGCCGGUGCCUACUGCUGCGCCUGCGCAAUCCACCCCGGCGUCGGCGCCGCUCACGAGCUCGCCUGCCGCAGCGCCCCUAGACACUGCGCCGCACACGCCUACGGCUUCUGCGCCAGUUUCGCACACGGUACCGAGGCCCUUGCUUCAGCGUAAGCUGACGCGCCCAGCGGCUGCGCUUCCCCCCGGUGCGCCACGCUCCAGCACGGGCGCCGAAGAUCCAACUCUCUCACAGGUUGAGGAUAUGCUGGAAGGGUUUGAGUGGAAGGGGCACAAGUCGGCGGCAGACAGCCGGCAGGCACAGGUCGGCACAGUCGAUGUCAUUGAGGCGCGCCUCCUUGAGGAGCUGGCAGCGCUGGAUGCGAGUGGCAUCCAUGCGAUGGUGGAGCCUGAUGACCGGGUCAAGGCUGUGCUGCAAGGCCUGGACGACGCACUCCUGCAGCUCGACCGUCUCGAUGCGAGCUUGGGCGGCUCCAAGAUGCAGCUGCUGGCGCUGUCGGAGGACAUUGCGUAUAUCGAGGGCCAGAACCGCGGUCUGCAAGUGCAAAUGACGAACCGGCAAGUACUGGCACAGGAGAUGGACGUGCUGCUCUCGACCAUCACGGUCGACCGCCAAGCGAUGCGGAAGCUUGCGACGACGAGCCUCUCGGCGGGCUCCGAUGCAGCGGACAUGGAGGCCGCUGCCGUAUCCUUAUACAAGAGCUUGCUACAGGCGCGGCCGGAUCAGCAGGCACAAACGAGCGGCACAGAAGUUGCGGCGAUGGCGCAGCAUCUCGCGCAGGCCGAGGCGGUUGCUCGUGAGUUUAAUGCGCGCGUCGUCUCCGAGUUUGAGGCCGUGCUGGGCGAGGCGAUACGCAUGCAGCUGCAGGACCCGGCCCUUGUGCAGCCAGCGAUGCACGACGCGGCGCUGCCGUCACACGAGCGUAUGGAGCAGACGCUGGGCAAGCUGUGUGGUCUGUGCAUGUACCUCAAGGAGACGACGCCGGAUCUCUUUGAGCAGUUGAAGCAAACGUAUUUGCGCACUGCUGCGCACUGCUACGGCACAGAGAUGCAGCGUGCGUUCCAGGCGGCGUUGCAGCAGCUGGGCGCGAGCAGCUCACGCCGCGGCACGCCGGACGACCGCGAGCCUGGCCAGGCACUGCAGCGGAUCCUCGCGUCGCUCUUACUGCGCGUGCAGGCCGAACAAGCAUUCCUCGUCGAUUUCCUGCAGAUCAACGAUGCGUCCUUCACGUUUGCGGACUAUAUGGACCUGGACCCAUACUUCCGGCACCGAGCGGCUGUGACACAGCCGCUGCCGCCACAGAGCCCGUAUGAGGAUAUGACGCGGUCUUUGCAGCAGGUCUUCUCGGGGAUGGUGCCUGAGAUGGACGCAUUUGUCGCGCGGGUGCGCACUGCGAGCCCGUGGUGCAUUGUAGGCCUCCUGGUCGAGACGGAGCAGGCGCAACGGCGCGCUGCGUCACAGUCAGAUGGGCAUGCCCUCGCCGAUCUGCUCGACAAGGUACGUGCACGUCUGUCCUCGGAGCUGGACCAGCGGUUCGAGGAGCAGGUGCGAGCGGCCGAACACACACAAGUGACGGUCAAAAAGCGUGGUGGUCUCUUGCCGAUUGUGCAUGCGUUCCCCGCUUUGGCGCGCCGUUUGGAGGCGCAGCUGGGCGGUGCAGACGGUCUGCCUGUGCGGGCCACAGUCGACCGGGCCUAUGAGCGUCUGGCCCGCACGAUCCUCGCAGCGAUCCAGUCGCUGCCGCCCAGUGAGGCAGGCGUCGAUGACGACAAGGGCCAGCUGAACCACGCCGUGUUGCUGAUUGAAAACGCGUACCAUCUGUUUGUGCGUAUUCGGCCUGGCUCUCCGCCGAACGCUUCGCUCGUGCAGGCGCAGGCGCAAGCCGAGGCGCUGCUGGAGCGCAGCCGCGCAGACUACGUCGCGGCGGUCCUGCGGCGGCCGAUCGGCAAGCUGGUCGACUUUGGGCGGGGCGUCGAGGCGCUGCUGGCGUCGAUGCCCGCGAACGAAGUGCCGCUGCACCAUGCAUACUCCAAGGGCACGGCCAAGAAGCUUGUGCGUGACCAUACGGCCAAGGACAUGCGCAAGGGCAUUGAGGCGCUAUCGAAGCGUGUACAGAAGCACUUUGACGAUGAGGAGCCUACGACAUCUAUGCAGGUGGCUCUGGAGCGUGACGAAGUAUCGCAUGUGCUUGCACAAGUGUGGGCGUCGUGCGAGGCGCAGUGCCUCGUCGAAUGGGAGCGGUUCGGGCGCCUCCUACGAACCUGCUAUCCCGAGAGUCAGCUGCAGCCGGACGUGAGCGCUGCCGAGGUGAAGCGUCUCUUCCAGACGCUGCCGCCGACGCUCCGACGGCGAUAG
Malassezia sympodialis ATCC 42132 is the source of this 4224-nucleotide messenger RNA. RefSeq lists its product as uncharacterized. NCBI's taxonomy places the organism in Eukaryota, Fungi, Basidiomycota, Malasseziomycetes, Malasseziales, Malasseziaceae. Gene Ontology annotation, cellular component: exocyst; plasma membrane. Gene Ontology annotation, molecular function: phosphatidylinositol-4,5-bisphosphate binding. The record is from RefSeq and is a predicted model, not a curated record. Gene Ontology annotation, biological process: Golgi to plasma membrane transport; exocytosis.